AUGACGUUCACUCUCACUACCACCAUCCUCUCCCUCCUCACCCUCUUCAUCACCAUCAUCUCAGCCGCCCCAGUGGGCGGCGGCUUCGGCGGUUUUGGCCGCGCCGCCGUGGGCGGUCCCGGUCCAGCCGUCGGUGUCGGUCCCGGUCCAGCCGUCGGCGUCGGUUUCAACGCCGCUCCAUAUGGCUACGGUUACGGCUACGGCUUUAACCGCGCCUUCAACAACUUCGCCGCCUAUCCCUACGGCUACGGCUACGGCUUCAACCAAUUCAACGCGUUCCCGUACGGCAUGGGCUUCAACCGUGUCAACAACAUCGGCGGCGGUUGUCCGGCUCCCGUCAUCUACAACGAGAUCCCCGCUCCUAUGCCGUCUCCUCCGCCCGUGGUUGUAAACGAUAUCCAGUCUCCACCUCCUCAGGCUCCGCCUACCGUUAUCAACAAUAUGGAUCCUAACCCUCAGCCUAACCUGCCGCCUACUGUCGUCAACAACGUCCCGCCCCCUCCUCCUAAGCCUAUGCCGCCCAUGAUCGUUAACAAUAAUGUGGCGGAUGACUGCGACUGCGAUGAUUGCGGGUGCGGCAACAAUUUCGGCACUGCCCAGUUCGUUCAGCAGGAUGUCGAGUAUGUUGAACAGCCGGCGGUUGCGUACAGGCCGAUCGGCACCACCAGCUUUGUGGAGGAUGUUGAUUAUGCCGUUGGUGAAGUUGAUGAUGGUGUGGUAUUUGGGGGACAGAGUGUUGUUUAUCCUUAG
This is a messenger RNA of Sordaria macrospora k-hell, 750 nucleotides long. RefSeq lists its product as uncharacterized. NCBI's taxonomy places the organism in Eukaryota, Fungi, Ascomycota, Sordariomycetes, Sordariales, Sordariaceae. The record is from RefSeq and is a predicted model, not a curated record.